AAUCAAAAUAUGCUUUCAUAAACUCAAUUUUAGCUCAAAUUUCCUGCCUUUGCGGUCAACUCCAAUUCACCUGCUCCUAAUUACAGCUAAAACAUGGCAAACAUAAACCGCUGCAUUAUGGGUAAUGUAGGCAUCUGGUUUCCCCUCGAUUAUCUUGUCGGUGUAAAACAAUCCAGAGACGAAUGUUUGUUAAAUAUUUUCGACGUAAAUAGGUGGCUUUGAUGUUUUCCCACACUGCACUGGUUUGUAGAGGUUUGGUACUGGUUUCCAGAGCCGGUGAUGAUGUCACACCGAGGCUGGGUCAUGUGAAGGGCAGCAGCAAGGAGGUUCACGGAGAGUUCAGCCGCAUACAUUAGGUAAUAGCAUCGCACGCCGUGACAUAACUAGUGCGAAGCAGGUUGAGUUGAGACAUUUAUCAAUAAAAAAAAAAAAAAGCGGAGAUAAGAUUAAAAAGUCGUUCGGCAAACUUUGUUAUGCAAAACAACCAGCAGACCUGGAUGCGUGGAAGCGCCCGGACUCCAGUGCGCACGCUGCGCGCCAAUACGCACAGUUUAUGAGGAAAUUAAAGGUCUGUUCCGGCGCGCACACGUCCCUCAUAGUGCGAUGCUCCUGCUGCAUGGUCUGCGCCUGAACAACCGGCUGUAAACCAUAAACCUGCGGAAAGCCAACUGACCGUCGUCACUAACAGGAAGGACUGUGUUUUUUCUUCCUCUUCUUCAUGAGGAGAGCAUCUUCUCCAGCAGGACUCCGCUAAGGUCAUGUUUGACUUCAUGGAAUUUCAGGUUUUCGGUCCGGGAGAAAUCAUGGACUUCUACUCGACUUCCAGCCCCGGCUGCGCGCUGCAGGACCUGGAUCUGGACCUGGACCCGGACCGGGACCAAGACCGGGAUCUGGCAGCGUUCUUCCCGGAGCUGAUCGAGUCGGACUGGCCGGAGCAUCGGUGCUCGCAAUCAGUGGAAAGCCAGAGCUCCAGCUCCAGCUCCAGUUUGGACGACCUGUUUGCCAGUCCGCUCUCCCCUCCUCCGCCCCCGCGCACCUACAAGCCCUGCUUCGUGUGUCAGGAUAAAUCAUCAGGUUACCACUAUGGAGUCAGCGCCUGCGAGGGCUGCAAGGGUUUCUUCCGCCGCAGCGUGCAGAAAAACAUGGUGUACACCUGCCACCGUGACAGAAACUGCAUCAUCAACAAGAUCACCAGGAACCGCUGUCAGUACUGCCGCCUGCAGAAGUGCUUCGCCGUGGGAAUGUCCAAAGAGUCGGUGAGAAAUGACAGAAACAGGCGGAAAGGUAAGAAGGAAGCAGUGAAGAUGACCGUCAUGGAGACGUACGAGCUGACGGCCGAGCUCGGCCUGAUCGUGGAGAAGAUCUGCAGGGCGCAUCGAGAGACCUUCCCCUCCCUCUGCCAGCUGGGGAAAUACACCACAAAUUCCAGUUCAGACCACCGGAUCCAGUUGGACCUCGGGCUGUGGGACAAGUUCAGCGAGCUUGCCACCAAGUGCAUCAUCAAGGUGGUGGAGUUCGCCAAGAGAGUCCCAGGCUUCACAGGCCUGACCAUCGCCGACCAGAUCACUCUGCUGAAAGCCGCCUGCCUUGACAUCCUGAUCCUCAGGAUUUGCACUCGCUACACUCCGGACCAGGACACCAUGACGUUCUCCGACGGCCUGACUCUGACCCGCAAUCAGAUCCACAACGCCGGCUUUGGGCCGCUCACCGACCAGGUCUUCACGUUUGCCGGUCAGCUGCUUCCUCUGGAGAUGGACGAGACGGAGAGCGGGCUGCUCAGCGCCAUCUGCCUCGUCUCCGGAGAUCGCCAGGACCUGGAGGAGCCGUCGAAGGUGGAGGUGCUGCAGGAGCCGCUGCUGGAGGCGCUGAAGAUCUACUCGCGGCGGCGCCGACCCAGCAUGCCCCUGAUGUUCCCCAAAGCCCUGAUGAAGAUCACCGACCUGCGCAGCAUCAGCGCUAAAGGAGCGGAGCGCGUUGUGACGCUGAAGAUGGAGAUCCCCGGCUCCAUGCCUCCUUUGAUCGAGGAGAUGAUGGAGGAUCUGCAGAACCUGGAGACCAGCCAGCACUCACACAGCCUCUCCUCUCACUCUCAGCACACACACUGCUCCGGCCUCGCAGUCUGAAGACACCGCAGAACCUUUUCUUCCUCCCCAGAGAGAGAUUACUAACGAUGUAAAAGUGCAGAUGCAGUCCAGAAGGUCACUAGUCUCUUACCUCCGUGAAACGUCCGGGAAUAUUUCAGAGUUAGAUCUGCAGACAUGACAAAUGAGAUUCAGCUUUCACAUUAACAACAUGGUAGUUGCUGUGAGAUGAAAUCCUGCUUCGAUGGAAGGAACAAGUAGAACGAUGCAGUAACGUUAUAGUCUCUCUUUUUGUUUUCCUGCAACGUUUUGGCAGGAACCUCAUAACCUCUGAGAACCACUCUCAGCUUUUGUUUACCAUAUCUGGGUCUUACUGUAUUUAUAUUUGCAUGAUGACUUAUUAAUUUUUACCUCAUUGAAUAACGCCGUCAGUAUUCGUGUAGAAAGAGAGGGCACAUGUGGAAAGGAUUUGUUAAAGCUUUUUAGUUUCUUAAGCAGAGGGAAACAAAAAAGGGAAAAGGUUAAACAUUUAACUUGUUCCCAUAUUAAUGUAGGGGACAUGACAGAGGAAAGAGGACAUUUACGUCAUCCAAAUAGCAAACAUGAAUUCUUUAACUGACAUGUUUUUGUGAUGAAACAAAAAUAAAUCCUGCAAAAACAC
This is a messenger RNA of Poecilia latipinna (sailfin molly), 2742 nucleotides long. Its product is annotated as retinoic acid receptor beta-like. Gene Ontology annotation, biological process: cellular response to corticotropin-releasing hormone stimulus; regulation of transcription by RNA polymerase II; retinoic acid receptor signaling pathway. NCBI's taxonomy places the organism in Eukaryota, Metazoa, Chordata, Actinopteri, Cyprinodontiformes, Poeciliidae. Bases 759 to 2123 code for a protein of 454 amino acids. The record is from RefSeq and is a predicted model, not a curated record. Gene Ontology annotation, molecular function: RNA polymerase II cis-regulatory region sequence-specific DNA binding; zinc ion binding; nuclear receptor activity. The transcript is spliced from 8 exons. Gene Ontology annotation, cellular component: nucleus; transcription regulator complex.